Durusdinium trenchii is the source of this 4644-nucleotide messenger RNA. NCBI's taxonomy places the organism in Eukaryota, Dinophyceae, Suessiales, Symbiodiniaceae. The record is from the annotation of a GenBank genome assembly.
AUGAUUAAUGCCUUCCAUAGUUUCCUCCGAUGCUUGUUGUUCGCUGGCUGCAGCCAAGUGAUCGAUGCAGAGCGAGCCAGAGUCCACCAGACAGCUCUGGAAGCUUUAGCCAACGAUCCGCUCCCUGAAGGACGCUCCGCGAUGGACAAGAGUCAAUGUCCACAGUGGUCCGACUUGAGGGCAGCCUUGCAGAACUUGGGCAUCGAUGCAGCGGAGGCCGAGCCACACUUGAGGGAAAGGAUACGAUGGGCUGGUUGUGACAUCGUUGCACUCCACCUGGAAGACCUGUCGGAAAAGCUCCAUGGAGACCUGUCGGCCAUUGAAAACCUUCCAGACCUACAAGAGCUCAAUCUCAGCAAUGCCAAAAUCACAGGAGACCUCUCGAAUUUGGAGAAAUUUCCGAAGUUGCAACAGCUUGACCUUCAACAUACACUUGUCAGUGGCGAACUGUCUGGUCUCAGAAAGCUUACACAGCUGCAUCAGCUGACUCUCAUCAAGACCAAGAUCACAGGGGAUUUGACAGCUCUUACCCAACUCACACAGUUGAAGAAACUUGUCCUGGCAGAAACCAAAAUUUCAGGCGACCUGGUAAGCCUGAGGCAACUCUACCACAUGCGGCAGCUUAACCUAUCACACACUCAGGUGCAUGGUGACCUGUCAGGUCUGACGAAACUCACACAGUUGCAGGUACUUUCCCUCCACCUCACCAGCAAGGUCACAGGCGACCUGUCAAGUCUGAAGCACCUCCACCAGUUGCAGGUUGUUGACUUAUCAGACACUAAGGUGUUUGGUGACCUGUCAGGUUUAUGGGAGCUCAUACAGUUGCAGGAACUUUACCUGGAAAGCAAGAUGAUCACAGGCGACCUGUCAAGUCUCAGGCAAUUCUACCAGAUGCGGCAGCUUGGCCUAUCACACACUGAGGUGCAUGGUGACCUGUCAGAUCUGACGAAGCUCACACAAUUGCAAGGACUUUCUUUGCACGGCACGAAGGUCACAGGUGACCUGUCAAGUCUGAAGCAACUUCACCAGUUGCAGGUUGUUGACUUAUCGGAGAGUAAGGUGUUUGGUGACCUGUCAGGCUUAUGGGAGCUCACACAGUUGCAGGAACUUUACCUUGCAAAAAGCAAGGUCUAUGGCGACCUUUUGGCUCUGGAGCAGCUUAAGCAACUUGAAAAGCUUAACCUUCAAAGUACGAAUUCCUCAGGCGAGCUGUCAAGCCUGAAGAAGCUCACACAGCUGUGGCAUCUCAACCUUGCAAAUACACAAGUCAGAGGUGGCCCUUCAAGCCUUGAGGACGUGCCAUUGAUGUUGUUGGACCUCACGAAUUCCAAGGUUACAUUCCACCUGUCAGGUCUAGAGAAGCUCGCGGGCUUGUUCCAGGUUCACCUCCGAAACACAGCGGUCACAGGGGAUUUGGCAGACCUCAAACCGCUUACAAUGUUGGAAUUACUUGACCUGGAAAACACCAAGGUUGCAGGAGACCUGUCAGAAGUGCAGCACCUUUACUUCUUGCAGCUGCUUUACUUAACAAACACCGCAGUGACAGGUAACCUGUCAAGUCUCGAGGGCCUUAGAGGCUUGAGUAAGCUCGACCUGAAAAGCACAAAGGUGACAGGCAACCUUUCAAGUCUGAAUCAGCUCGUGGAGUUGCAACAGCUGUCCCUGAGAAACACUACUGUCAGCGGGGAUUUGUCGACCCUCAUCAGUUUGCCCAGACUUCAAGAAGCGGACCUGUCAGCGACCAAAGUCUCGGGAAGAAUGACAGUGUCAUGGCGAGGCCGUGCUCCAGAGCUCAGGGUAUUGAACUUGGCUGACAGCCAGAUAUCAUUCCUCCCGGCAGGGGAUGACUUAGAAGAUCUUCGAAGGCACUUUUAUUCAGCUUCCGACAAAGACUUCGUGGCAAAGGCUGUCUUGCCAAAGUUGAGCAUCCUCGAUUUGAGCAGAUGUCCGCUCAAUGGUAACGUGAAUGACUUGUUGGCUCCUUUAGGUGGCUGUGGGGCUUUGGCGCGCAUCAAAGCUGAGGAUUGCGGCCUUGCCGGUUCAAUACCCAGUUUGAUUUUGGAACAGGUAUGGGUGGGUCAUCGCUUCCAUGAAACAUGGAAAAGCCCUCUUGCCAGGUCCUUGCAGGUUUUGGAUGUUGCUGCCAACAGACUGGAUUUCAUCGAAGCCAUUCCAAGCAAUGUUUUCGCGCUGAUCUUGGCGGGAAAUCCUUUGAGCUUCGGAGAUGGUGUUCUCCAUCAAGCCGUGACUGCUGGGACCUUUCUGGACUUGGAGAAUGUAAGCAUCAAAGACCACACAGAACCCUUGGACCUCUUGGCCAGGGGGCUGCUUCAGAGAACAGAUGAGAGAUCAUCAGUGAGCACAGCCCGUGGCUAUGCUUGUUAUGCCAUCACAUCCAAAUCACUUCAAGUUACCCCCUCGGUAUUUCUACCCCAGGAGCUUUGUGCGUGCCUGCCUGGGUGGGAGGGGCAUGGAACGCAGUGCACUAGGUGUCCGCAAAACACCUUCAAGAAUGGAUACGACGGCAUUUGUCAACCAUGCCCCAAAGCAAGCAACUCAGAGGAAGGCUCUACCAUGUGUCACUGCACAUAUGGAGAAUUGCUCAACGAGCAAGGUGCUCCAGUUUGCGGAUGUCCAAUGGGCCAGGCACUGGAUGGUGGCAAGUGUUUACCGUGCCACGACUAUCACUUGUACUGCCCCAAGGUUGGUGAAGAGCUUGUCUUUGCCAAGCCUCUCUUGGGGUUUGCCCGUUUGAAAGUACAAGACAAGUCUGCGGUUCGCUGCUUAAAGCCUAGCAACACCAGAUGCAACGCCUCCCAUGCCAGCAAUGGUUCCUUGUUUCCGGAGUGCGCUGACGGAUAUCGAGGCACCCUAUGUUCAGAUUGUGCUGCUCAUUACUAUGCAAGCAACAGGCUUUGUGAGCCGUGUUUGAGCAAUGAGAUGCUUCCAGAACUGUGGGAAAUUGGUGCAGCUUCAGCCGUGGUAGUGGUAUUGCUUUGUUUGGCUCUGGCAUGUGUAUGGAUGGGACUCUUUCAAAGCUCAGAGUCAGAAGCAAGGCAAACCCCACGCCUAUUGGUGAAGAGCGUCUUGAAGGAGCAACUCAGGGCGCAAGCGCCGAUCCUGCUGCAGACCAUUCAACUUUGGGCAGUAUUAGCUCUGUUGGCGAGAGUUGAGCAAGAGGAGGGCGCAGUUAGAGAUCGCUUUUGGGAACUACCCUACAUGGAGGCCUCUCAAUUCUCCGUGGCAAGUCUAAAGGGUACUCUGAACCUGCAGUGUAGAUUUGAUGCCGUCGCUGUGCGUAUGGCUUCUGCACUGCUGGCUCCUCUCUCGCCGCUUUUGGUGCUUUUGGUUUGCCUCGGCAUCGAGUACUUCUACUACGGACUUGGCAUCAACUCCGGCUUGCAGGCUCUGACACUAUUCUACGUGGGCGGAGCUUUUGGCUCCUCAAGGCUUUUGCGCUGCCAGAGGGUGGAUGGAGAAGGAGCGAGCCUGAAGGAGUUUGCUUUUCGGAAGAACUUGCCACACUUGAAGUGCGACCCAGACUCAUGGCACUAUGUGGAUGCAAUUGGCUUUGGCGCUGGCUUUUGCUAUGGAGUGGUGAUUCCAUGCUGCUUGGCAUACUUGUAUGCCAAGCAGCACUUGGCAUUGCGACCAGCCAAAUUAACAAUUGCGCAAGCAGCAGAUCAAAGGGAUCUUGAGGUUUGGCUGGUUGACUCCAAAGGCUCAUCCAGGGAGAAGAUGUUUGUGAAGGAGGGUGUGCUCUCGCGACGUGUUGUGGCAGCGUCAGCCGCCCACAUUGCAGUCCUGAUGCGCGGGCGUGUUCAAAUCCAACUACGAAAUGGUGUAGUGACCGCCAAGCUAGUUGCAGGCAACUCCAGCCGAUCAAUUCAUACAGAGACCGUAGAUGUCAUGAGCCUAGUGGAAGCAAUGUCAGACACGCGAACCGCUCUCAAAUGUCGUGUUCUUGCAGAGGCCCUGAUGGAACGUUGCAUCUUGGAAGAGAUUGCUGAGUCUGAACGGGUUUUGGCAGGUUCAAAGAACUUAUUGCUCAAGUAUGCUCGGUGUAGAAACCUCUAUAUGGAAAUCAUUCAGAAACUUGUGGCGGUGGCAUUAGUGUCAACCGUGGGUAGCGAAGAUGGCGUGUGCGUGUCUUUGGCAAUCACUUUGGCCAUGGCUGCAACAAGCGCUAUGGUGCAGCCCUUUGUCCAGCCUCAGGUCAAUGUGACUCAAUGCUGCUGUUUCCUAUCCCUGGCUCUAGCCGCUGUGAGCUUUGACAACCAUUGGGUCUGGCUUAGUCGUGCAGCUUUGGUUUUGCCCUUCCUGCUCUGCGCGUUGUUAGCCAUAAAGCCUGACAGCACACAGAGCCUGGCAGUGCGGCUUUGGCAACAGCUACGGGAUGAGGUAGAAGCAUUGGAGAAGGGUCAAGUAGUGGAGGUUACUGCAGAGAGACCUUCGCUUUCAUGGGCUCAACGAUUUGAGUGGACUUGGAACAGAUGCGUCGAAAAAAGCAUAGACACCGUUCCGUUACGCGCUGUGGGUUUGGUGCUUCACUCUGGAUUGAGCGGCAGUCUGACAGUUCAGUCCGGGACCGUACAGUAUAUUAUGGAUUUCAACAAAUCCAAACAGGUGGAAGACACGGACUAA